Molecule: messenger RNA, 281 nt
Organism: Staurois parvus
Lineage: Eukaryota; Metazoa; Chordata; Amphibia; Anura; Ranidae
Source: the annotation of a GenBank genome assembly
AUGCAGACUGCUUCUACAAACAUUUGUGAAAGACUGUGCAAUAUGUCCAUCCGUGAAAUUUCCUUGAUACUAAAUAUUACAUGGUCAACUGUUAGUGGUAUUAUAACAAAGUGGAAGCAAAUGGGAACAGCAGCAACUCAGCCAUGAAGUGGUAGGCCACGUAAAAUGACAGAGCUGGGUCAGCACAUGCUGAAGCUCAUAGUGCGCAGAAGUCGCAAACUGUUUGCAGAGUCAAUAGCUAAAAACCUCCAAACAUUGUGUGGUCUUCAGAUUAGCACAAC